Acanthopagrus latus (yellowfin seabream) is the source of this 2130-nucleotide messenger RNA. RefSeq names its product actin related protein 10 (gene actr10). The record is from RefSeq and is a predicted model, not a curated record. The transcript is spliced from 13 exons. NCBI's taxonomy places the organism in Eukaryota, Metazoa, Chordata, Actinopteri, Spariformes, Sparidae. Gene Ontology annotation, biological process: retrograde axonal transport of mitochondrion. The coding region runs from base 140 to 1393 and encodes 417 amino acids.
UCGCGCUUCUGAAGGACCCAACCCAGCCCAACAGGAAGACAACAGAUUUCUUCUUCAUCCUUUUGAUACGAUGCAAAUCUGCGACCGUCAGCGCUAAGUAUUGACAGUAUUUGUGCCUGAAGGCGAGCACAUUAAUAAAAUGCCCUUAUUUGAUGGGUUGGGAAGUGGAGGAGAGAAGACUGCGAUCGUCAUUGACUUAGGAGCAGCGUUCACAAAAUGCGGCUUUGCAGGGGAAACGGGGCCCAGGUUCAUAAUUCCGAGCGAGAUCCGGAAACCGGGACAGCAACAGGCCACCAAAGUGGUUCAGUACAACAUCAACACAGAAGAGCUUUAUGUCAUCCUCAAAGAGUUUAUCCAUAUACUGUACUUCAGGCACCUGCUGGUGAACCCUCGCGACAGAAGAGUGGUCAUCAUCGAGUCCAUCCUCUGCCCGUCUCACUUCAGGGAGACGCUCACCAAGGUUUUCUUCAAACAGUUUGAGGUGCCCUCUGUGCUGUUUGCCCCGAGUCACCUCAUGGCCAUCAUGACCUUGGGGAUCAACUCCGCCCUGGUGAUGGACUGUGGCUACACAGAGACUCUGGUCCUACCUGUUUAUGAGUGCACUCCUAUUCUGCCAGCUUGGGAGGCGUUGCCUUUGGGAGGGAAAGCCAUCCAUAAAGAGUUAGACGGACUUCUUGUGGAACAGUGCACUGUGGACACAGACACCACCACUGGCCAGAGUGUUCCAGCUGCCAUUGGGACCAUCCCAGAAGAGACUGUGGAGGAUAUCAAGGUCAGAACAUGUUUUGUCAGUGACCUGCAGAGAGGCCUCAAGAUCCAGGAAGCCAAAUUUAACCUGGACGGUACAGCUGAGCGUCCAGCUCCUCCUCCAGAUGUUGAUUACCCUCUGGAUGGUGAGAAAAUCCUGCACGUCAAAGGAGCGAUCAGGGAUUCUGUGAUGGAGAUACUGUUUGAACAAGACAACGAGGAGAAGAGUGUGGCCUCUCUGAUACUCGAUGCUCUGGUCAAGUGCCCCAUCGAUGCUCGUAAGGUGCUAUCCGAGAACCUGGUUGUGAUCGGAGGCACAGCCAUGCUGCCGGGCUUCCUGCACAGGCUGCUGGCAGAGAUACGCCUCCUGGUGGAGAGACCCAAGUACAGCAGCGUGCUGGCCAGCAAGACCCUGCGAAUUCACGCUCCACCUGCCAAGCCCAACUGCACCGCCUGGCUCGGAGGUGCCAUCUUCGGGGCGCUGCAGGACAUCCUGGGCAGCAGGUCGGUGUCCCGAGACUACUACAACCAGACAGGCCGCAUCCCAGACUGGUGCUGCUUGAGCUCCCCUCCGCCUGAAUCUCUUUACGAAGCAGGAAAGACCCCUCCUCCCCUCAUGAAGAGAGCCUUCUCCACAGAGAAGUAGAAGAGCGCUGUAACAUCAUUCAAACAAUGUACUUAACCUGAUAGAACAGUUCAGUAAUCUCAACUCUAACAUCUUGUGAAUGUGUGAAGUACAGACAGCGUCAGGUGUUUGUAAUGUUAACUAGUCACACUCGUGUUUUUGUUGCACACUGUCCGAUGAUCAGGUCAGCAGGUUUCCGGCCGGACCAGAACAGACAUCAGGUGGUCACGUUGAUAUUCUACGAGAAUAACUGUUCAAAUAGUUCCUGUCCAUGUCUUCUGUCCCGCGAGACGUCUCACUGAACCGACUCAACCGUUUUAUUUUGUUCCUGAUUUUGUUGACACGGAAAAACACAUCAGCAGAAAAGUUUCUGACAGAUAUCCAGUUGAUCUUUAGUCAUCCAUUUAUCAGGAAUAACAGAAAAUGUUGCUCAACGUCUUGGAGAAAACAAACUUUUUUUCCAGUGAUGUAACAUAAAGUGUGGCAAUCCCACCAUAUGGAUUCAAACCAUAACGUCUCCUUGGGUUUUAAAAGAGGAAGACGUUUAAUUUAUUUAUUGUUUGUGACUUAAUGAAGGGCCCUGAAUACAUGUACAUUUCCACUAAUUCACCGUUUUUUUUUCUAUGUACAUCCACACAGUCGAUCAUAGUUACUGUUGCUGUAUACAGACUUCAAAACAUCUUCCACACAAUAUCAUUGUGUUCUGUAACCAUAAAAUUCAAUUAUAACAACCAAUAAAUAUUCAGAAGUCAAUCAGA